AAUACUUGGGGUUUAAGUUUGAAUGAUUCGGUAUGGGAGAUCAUAGCAAGGCAGCGAAAGCAUGCCUAUCUUUUUAUUGAUUCUUCAUUUUGAAAUUGCUGAAGCUAUUAGUCUCAACGCCUCGGGUCAUUAAUUUGGAGAGCUCCCUUCAGCAAGUGAGAUGCGCAGGCGGCGUGGUUGCCCACACGUCUUUCAAACUGGGGUAGGCACGGCUGGCUCACCCACAUCCGUUUAUAAUCACUAGGAUGAAUUACUGGGCAAACACUUCUAACUGCUCGUUUAACAGUACCUUGGACGAGAACGGGACGCACUGGAGAGCAGAAUACCCCGUCACCCUUUUCCCAAUACCCAUCCUGACCGGAAUAACCAUCACCUGCGCCUUGCUGUUUCUUAUAGGGGUUACCGGGAAUGUGAUGACAAUUCUGGUCGUCACCAUGUAUAAGGACAUGAGAACAACGACUAACCUUUAUUUGUCCAGCAUGGCCCUGUCGGACCUCCUGAUCUUCAUCUGCAUGCCGCUGGAUCUUUACCGGAUCUGGCGGUACCGACCAUGGAAUUUCGGAGACUUACUUUGUAAACUGUUCCAGUUCAUAAGCGAGAGUUGUACGUAUUCCACCAUCCUCAGCAUCACAGCUCUGAGCGUGGAGCGCUACUUCGCCAUAUGUUUUCCUCUCAGGGCUAAAGUACUGGUCACAAAAGGUCGGGUCCGGGGGAUCAUCCUGCUUCUCUGGAUUGUCGCCUUUUGCAGCGCAGGACCCAUAUUCGUCCUAGUCGGCGUGGAGCACGAGAACGGGACCAAUUCCUGGGAGACGAAUGAGUGCAAGGCGACGGAAUACGCCGUCGGAUCGGGACUCCUGACCACCAUGGUGUGGGUCUCCAGUAUUUUUUUCUUCUUGCCCGUGUUUUGCCUGACUGUUCUCUACAGCCUUAUUGGGAGGAAGCUAUGGAGGAGAAGAAGGAAAGAAAAGAUAGGACCGAACAUUUCUAGUCGAGACAAGAACAAUAAACAAACCGUUAAAAUGCUGGCCGUGGUGGUGUUCGCCUUUGUGCUCUGCUGGCUGCCCUUUCACGUCGGCCGCUACCUGAUCUCCAAGUCGUCGGAGGCCGGCUCGCCACUCGUCUCUCUGAUCAGCCAGUACUGCAACCUCGUCUCCUUCGUGCUCUUUUACCUCAGCGCUGCCAUCAACCCCAUCCUCUACAACAUCAUGUCCAAGAAGUACAGGGAUGCCGCCUGCAAACUCUUCAGGGGGAAACAUGGACCACGCAGGACGGCGUCCACCAUUAAGGGAGAGAGCUCCCCCUGCUGGACAGAGUCCGGCGUGAGCAUGUGACUCUGGGGCUCUGCCACACUGACAUCUGCAACGUUUUUUUUCCCUUGCAAAAGCUUUACAAUUCACCCAACCAACCAAAUACGUUAGCAACGAUCGACGGGAAUAAUUACAGCGGGAUAAAAUGGGAGAUUUACACCACUGCUCUGUUGUCCGGCAAGGGCUGCCCUGUUUGCCUGUGAGGGAAGCUUUGGGGCAGGAUACUGACUUAGAGGAACUGAGAAGGAGAAUGUAGGUUAGCAAAGAAACACAAUACGCUGAUAAAGGAUAAGAAGACACAAUGAGGAACCUGGAAUCCAUUUUGAAAAGGUACGUCUCACACAGGUUGACUCAUUUCAAGGCCUCAUGCAUUAAAAGAUACUUGACCGCCAUGAUGGGGGAACUGGUCGUCCUGGGUCUUUCCCUUGCCACCCUAAUUUACCUUAUCUUGGUGAAGAUAGUCCUAAUGGGGAGGGCGCACCUCCCCCAGCACUUUAAAACCCCCACUGCGUAGGUCUCCACCUGUGGCCAUGUUGUAAGAUCCAGGUGUGAGGUUUACGUUAAAAAGCCAGGAGUAGGUAGAUGAGAUGCUAACAGAGUGCUGUGAAAAAUGCAGAAUCAUAGGACGUGAGAUCUGGCCAAGGGUCAUACUUAAGGGACUCUGAAAUCAAGGGACUCUAAAAUCAAGGGAAUCUGAAAUUAAGGGACUCCGAAAUCAAGGAAAUCUGAAAUCAAAGGUAACCGUGCAGACUGCGACUAAAGAUGAGUAUUUUGCAGUUUGGUUACCAGGGUAUAAGGAAGCCAGAAGGUGUUACGGCACAGACGAAAAAACAAUCAGGUGACUUGAGUAGCCCAAGUCAGUACGUGGGUGAGGGUGACGGCAAGUCCGUGUCGGCGAGGCUGAAGUUUACAGGGAUAUGAAACCAUGCUUGAUGCAGCAUGCCAUUGUCAACAAAACACACAAACCCUGAGCUUCAUGUGUAAAACACCACGUUUAUAAACGUGCGCUUGACUCUGUGAUUGUGAACAUAUUUUAUGUGUUUAGGAGUUUACCUCAUGUGCUUACCUCAAGACAUACUCUGUUGGUUCUAACAGAGUUAGAAUUGGAGUUACUUUUGUAUCAAAAGUAUUUCAUUUGAAAAUUUUGUGCAUGUAAUUCGCAAGUGUAAAUCCACUUCCAAAACUCCAUUUGAAAACAUGGUUCAGUAAAAUGUGUUUAACAGCUGAUCUUGUUUAUAAUCUCAGAGUUAUGCAAAGCGCUGUACGUGAUGUGGGAGCAUGUCUAUGACACAUGCAGGAAGUCUUAUAUCAUCUACACAUUACGAAACACAAUAAUAGCUCUUUCCAUCUAUUUUUGCUACAAUAAAGCUCUAUAUUUUGUUUGACUGAAAGCCUAGCCUUCAUUUUUCUUAAGUUAAAGGUCUGUCAACAAGCAGUCCUUUGACCAUAUUUGAAAAGCGAUCUACCAUGGUAAAGAGAAUUAUUUGUUAGAUACACAAAAAAAUUCAAUCAUAUGUAUUACCUGAAGUCCAGGGAAUAUAAUUUUGUGCAAAUAUCUGAUCAUAUUCCGCAUAUAUUAGCAUAUAAAGCUACAAACAGUAAUCAUUUUUAUGUGGAAACUGAAAUAUUUCAGUAUAUAUUUGAUAUCCCAGCAAUCUCAUGCUGUCAAACAUACUUAAUUAGCAGCUUCCAGCCUGUUAUUUUGUAAUUAUUUUGUAAUUAAUUUGUGAAGUCAUAUUUUUGGACAUAUAUGUAAAACCCGUGAUGCAAAUCAGCUUUAUUGCUAGAAUUUUCACAUUUUCUCUAGCAUUAAUUAUUGAAAUAGCCGACAUGACAGAGGAAAAAUACUCAAUCUCAUGCUCAAAAUGAAAGCCUUUCAUGUCCAUAUUUAUUGCAUUGACCUUCGAGGGUGUCGUGGGUCUUAUUGCUUCGAUUGGGUAUCCACAUGUUUUGAGAGCAUACAAAAUUAAUUUGGAGUCAAAAUAAUCACGAUUAUGAUAGACAUAAAAAUCUGACUGAGAAACGUGAACUCCGUUAUUAGUCACAAAAAUGAAAAGAUUUUUACCAAAAUAUACCUGAAAACUCACAAUAAAAAGUUAUUUGCAGAGGUUUUGUAUAAAUUACAGUUAUAGUGUACUUAUGGGGGAAAGGGUUUUGUGCUAUGGAUACGAUGGACGUUACUUAAGAACUUAAACACCAGGGGCCUGCUUCACAAAGCAGGAUUUCUUGCUUAGCUGGAUAU
Molecule: messenger RNA, 3549 nt
Organism: Paramormyrops kingsleyae
Lineage: Eukaryota; Metazoa; Chordata; Actinopteri; Osteoglossiformes; Mormyridae
Product: growth hormone secretagogue receptor type 1-like
Biological process (GO): G protein-coupled receptor signaling pathway; hormone-mediated signaling pathway
Cellular component (GO): plasma membrane
Molecular function (GO): growth hormone secretagogue receptor activity
Source: RefSeq, a predicted model, not a curated record